Molecule: messenger RNA, 517 nt
Organism: Artibeus jamaicensis (Jamaican fruit-eating bat)
Lineage: Eukaryota; Metazoa; Chordata; Mammalia; Chiroptera; Phyllostomidae
Gene: CUNH15orf40
Product: chromosome unknown C15orf40 homolog
Exons: 4
Coding region: 33-497 (154 amino acids)
Cellular component (GO): cytoplasm
Source: RefSeq, a predicted model, not a curated record
CGGCCUCCGGUGCCACCGCCUUCUUGGAGAGGAUGCUCCGGCUGGGCUGUGGACUGAGGCCGAUCGGAGCGGGACUUGGUGCUCAGGCCUCUGCCCGGCUCCUUGAGGGCGCCGAGAUGCCGAAGAAAGCUAGUGCGACGAGCAAGGGUAAAAGCCAGAGCAAGGAGCCAGAGAGACCACUUCCUCAAUUAGGUCCUGUGACAGUUGAUCCUAAAGGUUGUGUCACCGUAGCCAUCCAUGCCAAACCUGGUUCUAAACAAAAUGCUAUAACAGAUUUGACAGCUGAAGCUGUCAGUGUGGCUAUUGCAGCACCUCCGUCGGAAGGGGAGGCAAAUGCCGAGCUCUGCCGGUAUCUGUCCAAGGUCUUAGAGCUCAGGAAGAGUGAUGUAAUUUUAGAUAAGGGUGCUAAAUCUCGUGAAAAAGUGGUGAAGCUUUUGGCCUCCACAAGUCCAGAAGAGGUCUUGCAGAAAUUGGAAAAGCAAGUUGAAAAAAAAUAAAAGUAAGAAAUUAAAAAAUA